Anopheles coustani is the source of this 1818-nucleotide messenger RNA. Its product is annotated as syntenin-1-like. NCBI's taxonomy places the organism in Eukaryota, Metazoa, Arthropoda, Insecta, Diptera, Culicidae. The record is from RefSeq and is a predicted model, not a curated record. Gene Ontology annotation, cellular component: plasma membrane; cytoplasm. The transcript is spliced from 4 exons. Bases 198 to 1229 code for a protein of 343 amino acids. Gene Ontology annotation, molecular function: protein binding.
ACUCUGGAAAAUCUACCGAUGAUUCAUAUUCCGGUUGUUGGAGCCUUGCGUUGGUCAAGUUAACUGCACUCCCCAACCCUUCCCAGUGACCGUGAUUCAACUGUUAGUUGAGUUUAGCCAGUGCGAAACAGCGGUCGUGUGGUACAUUCACGUUAAUUCGGCUUUGGUGCUAAAACAGUGCAUUAGAACCUAGCAAAAUGUCGCUCUACCCAUCGCUCGAGGAUAUGAUGGUGGAUAAAAUGGUGCAGACGCAGAACACGGUCGUGGCCGCAGCUGCUGCCCAACAGCAACAACAGUGGCAAAUCCCACCGACGGCACCAGGUAACGAAACUAAGGUGCCCCCAGCGUACAGCAUGUAUCCCACGUUCGAAGGAACGCCCGGUGCUACUGCUGCCGCUCCGGAGAAAGCGCUAGGACAUUACCCGACCGCACCUGGAGCCGGCGGUUUCAUGUAUCCAGAUCUGUACGAGUACAUGGGAUUGGAGCUUUCGAAGGAGAUGAUUGCCGCGAGCCUACCCCAGUACAUGCCCCAGGCGACGGUCAAUGCGGCGGCCACAGCCAUUGUACCCCAGCAGUCUCAGGUCGCCAUCGUGAACAACGCAAAUAUGGUCGCACCCGUGAGCGGCAAUUCCGUUGGGCUUCGGCGCGGCCAGGUGACGAACGGCAUUCGUGAGCUUAUUAUGUGCAAGGGCGCGGACAAAAAGGUCGGACUGCGUGUGCAAGCAAUCGAUAAGGGCGUUUUCGUAUGUCUAGUCGUGAAGAACAGUCCGGCAGCACUGGCCGGGUUGCGAUUUGGAGAUCAGAUUCUACAAAUCAAUGGAAAACUUGUCGCCGGCUUUUCCGUCGACGAUUGCCACAAGCUGCUGAAGAAGAGCGACAAAAAUAACAUUUCAGUUGUCGUACGAGAUCGCCCAUUCGAGCGAGCCAUCACUCUGCACAAAGACUCAUCGGGAAGCUUCGGAUUCCAGUUCAACAAUGGCAAAAUUACGGCCAUCAUGAAGGACUCCUCGGCCGCCCGUAAUGGACUGCUGGUCGAUCAGCAGCUGCUGGAAGUGAACGGGCAGAACGUGAUCGGGCUGAAGGACAAGGAGAUCACGCAACUGAUCAACGCCUCCGAACAAGUGAUCACGUUGACGAUCGUGCCGAAAGUGAUCUACGACGUGAUGGUGAAGAAACUGUCCACUUCCUGGCUGCGCGGAAAGAUGGACCACUCGGUGCCAGAUUUCUAAAGUGCCCCGUAUUGAACCGGUCUCGGAGCAACAACGCAACGCAGCACAAUUUACACGAAAAAAAAGGUAAAACACUGUUCCACUUUAACGGCCAAACAGGAAACUCAUACGGGAACCUCAUUAUUAGCAACGAACCAAAACUGUCCAACAAUUUUUAUACUGAACGCAACCGUUUGUGUUUCAACAGUUAUAUAACCGUUAGACUACACUUCCUUCAGUCCGCCUCAGAUGGGAAAGGAGGACCAUUCCUUUUCAAAUAUAAACUCGUGUUUUAACUUUUAUCGUACCGUUAAUGAUAGCCUUUAUACUCCCCUCUACGUCUGCCAUCAUUACAACGGAUAAACAUUAUAAUUCGUAUUCGUAUAAUUCGUAACUUCAUUAAUCGUGCAACAAAUAUUAUCGUGCGUCUUAAAAUACACCACCCUCACUUUGCCGCUGGCUCUUUGCCGAUGCCCGAACACAUGAUUGUCCAUGCUGCAAGGGUCACCAAUCAUAUGGCUAGGUUAGCACAUCGGUGUCGUUGGAACGUAUCAAUAUUAUUAUUAUCCAUUAUGUUUGUAAGAUGCAAUAAAACUUCAAUUAGUAUUGA